UUCAGUAGCGGCGGCGGCGGCGGCCCUCGGCUGUACUGCGCAUUGAACACCUAGCCACAUAGGCCGAGUCUGCGCCGCGACGCGCCGCGCUGAGCUCUGCGUCUGUACGUGUACGCUGCUGCAGCCCAAAUCUCAAUGGUCCAGAGAGAGAGAGAGAGAGAAGAACGAAGAACAAGCAGAAGAAGAAGAAGAAGAAGAAGAGGAAGAAGAAGAAAGCAUUUGAGUGGUUUUCACUCCUCGUAGCUGGCUUUCACGCUGAUCAUCGCAAGCGAAAAAGCAAAAAAGCAGAAGAAAGGUUAAAGGUGCGAAUGAAUGCGAUUGAAGGAAGGAAGAAUCUGAUGAGUUUGUGUGUGCAUUUAAAGCUUUUGUAGCUACGAAACCCUCUUUCUCUAAUCCCAACGAUUCUAUUCGAUUCCAUUAUUUCCAAUCCAAUCCACUUUUUCUUCUUCUUCUUCUCCGUGAUCCGUUUCUUUCUCUUUCUACGGGACUUGAUUGAAAGUUAUGGAAAGCGACUGCUCGACGUGAUCGUUUUCCAUGCCAAUCUUUUGCCUCUUUCGUGUCCUCUAUAAUCCCUGUUAUGAGACAAGAUCUCGUGAUUCCGCAGUGACUGAGCUUCUUGUACUUGUUUGACCCUAGUCAUUUGCUGUGAAAGUCCGGUGGAUUGGUGUUUUCUGUACCGGAGAUGUUGACGUGUAUAGCCUGCUCGAAGCAGCUCAACAAUGGAUCUCUGCACCAGCAAGAGGGAGAAGAUUCCGUUGCUACACCGAGGACGAAACAAACAAUCAAGGCUCUAACUGCUCAGAUCAAGGACAUCGCACUGAAGGCAUCGGGCGCUUACAAGAAUUGCAAGCCAUGUUCAGGCUCAUCGAGCACUAACGGCAAGUAUAAAUAUGCAGAAUCUGAUUCUGCAUCAGAUUCGGCGAGGUUUCAUUGUUCCUACAGGCGGACUGGGAGUGCAAACUCCAUACCAAGGCAAUGGGGAAAGGAAAUGGAGUCCCGAUUGAAAGCUCUGUCAAGUGGGGAAGUGAGUCCAGCUUCUGUAAGUGGACGAACUGAGAUUGUUUUCUUGGAAGAAGACGAACCAAAGGAAUGGGUAGCACAAGUUGAGCCUGGUGUGCUUAUCACUUUCGUUUCAUUUCCACAGGGAGGAAACGAUCUCAAACGGAUUCGUUUCAGCAGGGAACUGUUCAACAAAUGGCAAGCUCAAAGAUGGUGGGCGGAAAACUAUGAGAAGGUUAUGGAAUUGUAUAAUGUCCAGCGUUUCAAUAGCCAAGCUGUUCCUCGUCCACCUUCCCCUCCAUUAUCGGAAGACGAUGCCUCGAAGACUCAAUCUGCCAAGGACAGCCCUGCUACUCCACCUUUGACAAAUGAAUGGCCUCCUCGAACUUCGGAUCGACCAUUGGGAAACUCAUCAUCGGAAUCACUUGAUCACCACCCUAACCGACCCCCACAUUGCUAUGAUUCAGGUGGUUUAGCUCCAUCAGUUAAACCCUCUAGCGAAAAUGACGCAAAGAUUGAGACAUCAUCUGUAGAUGGUUCUGUGAGGACCAGUGAGGGAGAUCAGUCAGAAGAAGAGCUUUCUGUAAGUAAUGCUAGUGAUUUGGAGACUGAAUGGAUUGAAGAGGAUGAACCAGGAGUCUAUAUCACUAUUCGGGCUCUGCCAGGUGGCUCGAGGGAGCUAAGACGCAUUCGAUUCAGUCGAGAAAAGUUCGGAGAAAUGCACGCGAGAUUAUGGUGGGAAGAGAACCGAACGAGGAUACAAGAACAGUAUUUGUGACGAUGGUACGUGAAUGGAAUUGCAUCUCGUUUUUUAGUUGCAGAUUGCGGGUCGUUUUUUACAUACCUCUCUGCCCUUUCCUUCUCUUACAAAUCUAGACUUCUCUAUGUGGGUUAUGCCUCGGAAUCAAAGGAUGUUGAAAGAUAAUAACAUUGGUUAGGUUGGUGGUUUUAGCCUUCAGGGGAACAGUAGAGAUAACAGAAUCUAUACUGCUCCAAUGUUCCAUGUUCAUUCCAGAAAGAAACUAAUGGUUGUAGUACUUUACUGUUCUGUACAUUUGAGUGGGAUUUGUCUAAAGACUUCUCUUUCUAUGG
Molecule: messenger RNA, 2091 nt
Organism: Cucurbita moschata (crookneck pumpkin)
Lineage: Eukaryota; Viridiplantae; Streptophyta; Magnoliopsida; Cucurbitales; Cucurbitaceae
Product: protein Brevis radix-like 2
Exons: 6
Coding region: 683-1777 (364 amino acids)
Source: RefSeq, a predicted model, not a curated record